AUGGCUUCCUCCGGCGGAUCGACGAGGAGUUCUGGAUCUGAGAAGGAUUUGAACAAUUUGAUGGAUGAGAGAAAGAACAAGAGGAAGCAAUCGAAUCGGGAAUCGGCGAAGAGAUCUCGGAUGAGGAAGCAGAAGCAUGUUGAUGAUAUGAUGAAUCAGGUAUCUGAGCUCACAAAAGACAAUAAUGAAAUUGUGAAUAAGAUAAAUAUCACCACAGAGCAGUAUUUGAAUGUUGAGGCUGAAAAUUCAAUUUUGAGGGCCCAAAUAGGUGAGCUUAGUCAAAGGUUUCAAUCAUUGAAUAACAUUAUUGAACUCAUCAACACAAACAACUCUAGUAAUGGGUCCUAUGAUUCAAGGGAUUGUUAUGAAACAAGUGCUCAAAACAGGAUGAAUUUGAUGAUGUAUAAUAAUAACCAGCCCAUUACAACUUCUGCACAUGUUUUUAAGUGGUGA
This is a messenger RNA of Lathyrus oleraceus (garden pea), 453 nucleotides long. Its product is annotated as bZIP transcription factor 44. Bases 1 to 453 code for a protein of 150 amino acids. Gene Ontology annotation, molecular function: transcription cis-regulatory region binding; DNA-binding transcription factor activity. The transcript has a single exon. NCBI's taxonomy places the organism in Eukaryota, Viridiplantae, Streptophyta, Magnoliopsida, Fabales, Fabaceae. The record is from RefSeq and is a predicted model, not a curated record. Gene Ontology annotation, biological process: positive regulation of DNA-templated transcription. Gene Ontology annotation, cellular component: nucleus.